GCAGAAAGGUCUUAUAAGAAUCCGACUUACACUAAAAGUGUUAUUUAAAAGAUGUUUUAAAUUUCCAUUGAUUUUUGAAGUGCGUGAUAGUUUCAAGUGGUUCAAGAACAUAGAUAAAAAUAGUGUGUUCAUCUGGAAUCAAAAUUUCGACGCGAUGGAUAUCUGCCAAAAAAUGCUUCUGUUGCUUUUCUCAAUGCUACCGUUUGCUGCGGCAACAUUCUUCCCAUUUACAUCAUUCCGUCCACCAUCAUUUCCGCAUGGAUAUAGACCGCAACGAACGGGACCUCCCACUAACCUGGUCUCAGUGCAAUCACCGAUUCUCGGCUUACGAGUUUAUGUGCCCCGUGAACUCUUGGGUCUUUUUAAUGGGUUCAAUGGUGGUCGACCAUCCACAUUUGGUCCCGAUUAUCAACCGCCGAAUUACCCACGUUCAAUUCCAUUCAAUCCACAUCCAAAUUAUCCGCAUGAAAAUCGGCCCAAUGAGUACCCGCAUUUGCCACCAAAUUACUCACCAAAUUUGCCACCUUUUGAUGCAAACGCUUUUAUCCAUUUGAUGCGUGCACUGUACCCGGAUAUGAUUUAUAGACCAAAUCCACGAUAUCCGAAUGUGUUUGCACUUCGAUUUCCACGUGAAUUACCACCGUAUCCAGACUUGACACCACCACAACCAUCAUCAUCGCCAGAUUAUUAUCCGGAACAAAAUCGAAUAUUUCCUGGUGAAUUUUCAUCGGAUAUAAGCCAAUUUUUGGAACCACCACCAAAUUAUGGUAGUCCAAAUUUGGCCGAACAAAAUCAAUCAUCAUCGUAUAAUCAGCCACACAAUAAUCAACAGCCGCAUAAUCAUUUAUUAUCAGAGAGAAAAAAAUUGUUCCCAAAAUUAAAAUGCUUGAAAAGUGAAUAUAAAGCUAUUUGUAAUCCAUUUGUGCCAGAAGAGAAGUACAUGUGUGUGUGUAUAAAUUUUGGUUGAUCAACAAGCUGAGCUAUUGCAAAUCAUAUUUAAAUGAGUUACAAUAGAAGUGGUGAUGUAUAAGCACUGUAUGCAGACGCAUAGUAUGGGGCUGAAUAAGCGGAAUAGUAUGGAUAGGCACUAUAUGCGGCAUAUGCUGUAAUGGGAAUAAAAAUUGAUUUUGUUGUCAAUGGGCGUAAAAUAAUAAAUAAGCUAAUAAAUUUCGUUUUUUUUUAUUCAAUAAGAAUGUAACUCACGGCUGUAAACACUGCUGGCUAACGGUGCACUAUAUCCAGCUACAACUGGAGCACUGUAAGCGAACACGUCUGGUUUUGGCUUGGCGCAAGCGCAAGC
This is a messenger RNA of Contarinia nasturtii (swede midge), 1300 nucleotides long. RefSeq names its product early nodulin-75-like. The transcript has 3 exons. The record is from RefSeq and is a predicted model, not a curated record. The coding region runs from base 155 to 967 and encodes 270 amino acids. Lineage: Eukaryota; Metazoa; Arthropoda; Insecta; Diptera; Cecidomyiidae.